AUGUGUCGUUCAUCUCUAUACGAGUUUAAGAGGUCUUUAUCGUCGCCACCACCACCAACUCAUGUACAACAUUCUCAACCACCGUCGUACAGGAAUUAUCAAUCGUGCUCAGUGAAAGGAGCAGUGGCGUUACUCGAGGCUCAGCCGACCACAUCAAUGGCGCCGAUAAUUGUACAACGGUUGACAGCCCUCCUCAAUAGUGUUGGUAGUGGUGAUGGCGCAUCAAGUUCUGGUGUUGCUGUUGAUGCAACAACGCCAAAAGAUUCAUCACCAUCAUCAUCAUAA
This is a messenger RNA of Rotaria sp. Silwood2, 285 nucleotides long. Lineage: Eukaryota; Metazoa; Rotifera; Eurotatoria; Philodinida; Philodinidae. The record is from the annotation of a GenBank genome assembly.